Molecule: messenger RNA, 3749 nt
Organism: Owenia fusiformis
Lineage: Eukaryota; Metazoa; Annelida; Polychaeta; Sabellida; Oweniidae
Source: the annotation of a GenBank genome assembly
AUGUGGACGCAUCAUGGUCCGGUAGCUCUGUUCGUCCACUUUCUCUAUUGCCCUUAUAUACAGGUCCAAAUAGAGUAUAACCCAAUGAGGGGAAUGUGGCUGCAAAAUUGUAAUACACUGGACCCACACUCCCCUCGCCACUGUAUGCAUUACUUUUCAAUAUCACAGCCAAUGACGACAUCCAGAGAUGAGGAAUCAAAUUAUCUCCAUGGUGCAUUUGAGAGUACUGUUAGUCCGGUUAAUGUAAAGGCGUUCAAAUCAUUCAUGGGAAUCAUGCACUCUCCACCUGUCUACCCGGGAUUCGACAACUUUACGAGAACUGUCAACGAUUACCUCGAAAGAGCGCCAUUUUUCUUUGUUAACCCAUAUAGGAAAGAAGGGACCUUAAAGAUAAUAAAAGUAGAAGCCGCCUACCUCUACGACGCCGUGUGGUUGUAUGCCCGGGCAGCUGACGCCGCUCUGCGCCAGGGAGAUUCAUACAGGAACGCUUCAUUUAUAUUCAACUAUAUAGCAGACACAACUUAUAACAGCGCAAUGGGCUACAUGAAUCGGAUUGACAAGAAUGGAGAUGCAGAAGGAAACUAUACACUUGUCACAUUACAGACUUCCACGGAGGGUGACUGGGGACUCUAUCCUAUUGGACAAUUCGCACUGAACGACAAUGCCACUGGCUUACCGUUAUUCCAGUUGAGAGCAGGCAACUUUAUAGACUGGGUUGGCGACGGUCCUCCUAUUGACGAACCUGUUUGUGGAUUCCUUGGGGAACGGUGUAUACCAGAAAGAACGUUUGUGAAAGAAAUCAUAGCUGGUGUCAUAGGUGGAAUACUAUUAAUGGCAAUUAUGGCAGGCAUAUUUAUAUACAGGCAUUUGAAGUACGAACGUGAUCUUGCAAGUCUUCUUUGGUUGGUACAUUAUCACGAACUGAUUAUCAAAGAAACAUAUGGCACAGAAAAUUACAAAGCAGUCUUAACCCACGCUGCCAGUAAGAUGAGUUUGAAUCACCGUGGCAGCCAAGGGUCUUUGGUUUCUGUCGCUGACUGGGAGAAUAGGCAGGUAUUCACCAAGGUUGGGCGCUACAAAGGUAGUGUAGUCGCUAUCAAGCCAGUCAAGAAGAAAUGCAUCGACCUCACUCGGGCAAUACAAAAGGAACUGAAACUGCUACGAGACAUGCGGCAUGACAAUAUUACACAGUUCAUCGGUGCAUGUAUAGAACCAAAUAACAUUUGCGUCAUCACAGAAUACUGUUCAAAAGGAAGUUUACAGGACAUCCUUGAGAAUGAUGAUAUUAAACUAGACCAGAUGUUCAUCGCCUCAUUAGUUUUUGAUAUAAUAAGGGGAAUGAUUUAUAUCCACGAGUCUGAGAUAAAGGUACAUGGAAGAUUAAAAUCCUCAAACUGUGUGGUUGAUAGCAGAUGGGUGCUUAAGAUAACUGAUUUUGGCUUAGUUGAAUUUAAAGCAAAUUCCGAAAAUGAAUAUUCCGACCACGUACAGAAUUCACGAUUAUUAUGGACAGCACCAGAGAUUUUACGAGAACAAUCCAUCCUUGAGACAGGGACUCAAAAAGGCGAUAUCUACUCAUUUGGCAUUAUCCUUUAUGAGACACAUGGACGACGAGGUCCAUAUGGGGAUAUUGAACUUGAUCCCCAAGAAAUUAUAUCAUAUGUAACUGAUAGCACCCUUGAAAAACCAUUUCGACCAAGACUAGCUGCAUUGGGCUCUACACCAAAAUACGUUACUGACUGUAUUCAAGAAUGCUGGAGCGAGGACCCGAAUACUCGACCUGACUUUAAGAUUGUACGCCAACGAUUGAAAAUAAUGCAAAAGGGCAUGAAGGCCAAUAUUUUUGAUAAUAUGAUUGCUAUUAUGGAGAAAUAUGCCACGAACCUCGAGGCCAUUGUUGAAGAAAGGACUGCUCAACUGAGGGAGGAAAAGAAAAAGACGGAAGAACUAUUACAUCAAAUGUUACCCCAAUCGGUUGCAGAACAAUUAAAGCAAGGCAAGCACGUCGAGGCAGAGGCGUUUGAGUCGACAACCAUUUACUUCAGUGAUAUUUGUGGCUUCACCAAGCUUUCAUCUGAAAGUAGCCCGAUGCAGGUCGUCGACCUGCUCAAUGACCUUUACACUAUUUUCGAUUCGAUUAUCGAGAACUACGAUGUGUAUAAGGUUGAAACCAUCGGCGACGCCUAUAUGGUGGUAUCAGGUCUCCCAACUAAAAAUGGUAUCAACCACGCGGGGGAGAUCGCUUCUAUGUCCUUACAUCUCUUAGAGGAAAUCACCAAGUUCAAGGUCAGACACAAGCCGGAGCACACUGUCAAACUAAGGAUAGGGAUUCAUUCGGGAGCGUGUGUCGCUGGUGUGGUUGGUCUCAAGAUGCCACGUUAUUGUCUGUUUGGUGACGCUGUCAAUACUGCUUCUAGGAUGGAAUCAAACGGAGAACCACUACGGAUCCAUUGUUCACCAACUACACGAGACCUCUUGAUAAUAUUAGGCGGUUAUAGCAUCGAAGAGCGAGGAUAUGUAGCCAUGAAGGGAAAGGGUGAUGUCUUUACGUAUUGGUUAAACGCUGAGGAUCAAGAAAAUCGACGGAUGCGUCUUGGAUUAAACGCAACGUUUAACCUUUCUGGGAAAAAUUCUAUAAAAUAUACCAAAAGUGGUGAUCAUACAUUAAGUAAGAAUCUCCGAAUACCUCCAAGCGUGCAACAAUCUCACAAAUCGACAGGCUUGUCAAAUGGUGGUAUUAGAUGUCCAGGAGACGAAAAAGUUCCAAAGAGUGAUUUUGAUAAAAUUAGUGACCAGUCAAAUAUUAAAGAUUGUGGAUACGGAGGCAGGUCACACAGCAGAGACGAGAAUGAGAACAGAAAAGUGAAAUCUUUGGAUCAUAGUGGUCCAGAGUGCGUGAUAAAUAACGUUCCUGAUGCUUCUGUCGACACAGUUCGAUUUGGUGGUUUAAAUGGUGAUGAUAGUGCUAAACAAAGACGGACUAGGUUUACCAACGAAGGUACAAAUGUGUGGAAACACGACAUACGUACAAAUCCUUCCUGGGAAUCUGGUGAAACUAUAAUUCCUUUAUUAUCUGAUAUCUCCAAAGACAAUGUUAUAAUGUCACAAAAGGAAAAUGAACCAGAAACGCAAGUGUAAUAUUCAACUAAUUAACAUUUAUCUGUCAGCAAUGUUUUGGAUAAGAAUAUUCGUAAGCGGACAUUAUGUCUUUGUAAUGAAAACUGUAUGGACAGUGUCAAAAUGUAAUAAAACAGGUCAAACAAUCAAAGUGGGUCAAGCAUCAGAUUGGUGCAUCGGGAACGAAUAUAAAUAUCUAAUAAAAGCGAUGUAAUAUUUACUAUGUGAGCUGUGAUUGGUAAGCUAUUAUGAAGUCAUUUAAAGCAUAAUAUUUGGUAGGUGGUUGAUGAAACACAUUUUGAAUAUUGCUAUCAAAGACCUUCAUUUGAAUCACUUGAUCUGCCUCUCAGAAAUAUCAAUUUACAUCAGUUGAAAACUUUGAAAGUUCGUUCUCUGGCUGUUAAUGUUAUACGAAUUAUAAUGUCAUCAAGUUUAUGGUAAUAUAUUAACGGAUAUAAACUUUUUAUCGCUAUAACUUACGGAAGUACUAUCUGAAUUUGUUAACUGGCGUUAAUUAGUAUAUUAUUUAAAUAUUUUGAAAAGUAUUGUACUUCAAGUAUACCAAAUUAAAUGUAAGUAAAACUUAAAAUUAUUAUUUUGUCUAAAUAUUUCAAACAAUAAAUCGAUACAAG